Messenger RNA from Raphanus sativus (radish), 1268 nucleotides. Its product is annotated as inactive serine/threonine-protein kinase BKN1-like. Gene Ontology annotation, molecular function: protein kinase activity; ATP binding. The coding region runs from base 173 to 1102 and encodes 309 amino acids. Lineage: Eukaryota; Viridiplantae; Streptophyta; Magnoliopsida; Brassicales; Brassicaceae. Gene Ontology annotation, biological process: protein phosphorylation. The record is from RefSeq and is a predicted model, not a curated record. The transcript has 6 exons.
UUUGUGUCAAAGUGUAGUUAUUAAUUAAAAUGGAUAUACAUAGUGUGGUAGCUUGUUUUUCUUUGUCUUGUCCUUUUAUAUUUGUGGAGGCUUUCUCAUCAACCUCUUUAUAAACACCUAAAAUAAUGUGUUAAAGAAUCUGAAAACAAGAAUCUAGAGAUCACGCUCAAGGAUGGGAAACGGUUUAAAGUCUUGUAAACAAAAACAUACUUCGCCUCUCAUGAAUACUCCUUUGUUGGAGGAGGAAGAAGCCGAGAAUCUCAGAAUCUUCAGUGUCAAGGAACUGAAGAAAGCAACGAAGGAUUUCAAAAUAGAGAAGGUCGUAGAAGGGGAGGAUGCCUAUGUUCAAACAUUCUACAAAGGUUACAUCAGUGAUGAGACCACAUCAAAACUUCCUGUUUCUGUCAUGGAAGGUCUUAUACAUAGUCAACAUGGUCUAGAAGAGUGGAAGAUAAGCAAAGAAGAAGCUGAGUCUCUAGGACAGAUUUCUCAUCCAAACUUGGUCAAACUCUUGGGUUACUGUUGUGAAGAUAACAGAUCACUAUUGGUUUUCGAGUACUUGCAAAAAGAAACUUUGGAGCAUCACAUUUUCCAAAAAGAGGAGGCACUGCCAUGGGCAACACGGGUUAAGAUAGCCGUUGGAAUAGCACAAGGUGUUGCAUUUAUCCACUCGAUCAAGAACAGCCCAUUACAUCAAGAACUCAGAAUGCAUAACAUUUUGCUUGACGAACAAUACAAUGCAAAAUUUUUAUACCUUGACUCAAAAAAACAAUGUUGGCCAAUUGAUUGGACAUUUGCGGGAACUAAAUACAUGUCUCCUGAAUAUCUAGGUGCAGAUAUUGUGAGACUGGAGACAGAUGUAUACACAUUUGGUGUGAUCUUGCUUGAGCUCUUUACUGGUUUGAAAGAGAUAUCAAUACAUCUGGAACGCUUAAGAACUAGACCGUUCUUGUUUACGGAGAUAAUUGAUCCCAGACUUGGGAGCCAUUAUCCUGUGAACGCAGCCACAAAGAUGGGCAUACUCAUCCAAAUAUGCACCACGAAGCAUCGGAAGGAACGACCAUUGAUGCAACAAGUUGUGGAUGUUCUUAAUUCUGUUUGAUUGAUUUGUAGAGGUACUUAAUAUUUGAUUAAAAGAGUUUAGUGUUUACUUUGACAUUGAAGAUAAUUAAAAACAAAGAAGCAUGUUUUGUUACUGUUGUAGCAGAGUUUAUGUAAUAGAGAUGGCCACACAUAAAAAAGACAAAAUAUAAUCUGUCAAGUUAAAC